Molecule: messenger RNA, 1113 nt
Organism: Diplodia corticola
Lineage: Eukaryota; Fungi; Ascomycota; Dothideomycetes; Botryosphaeriales; Botryosphaeriaceae
Product: pectin lyase
Exons: 5
Coding region: 1-1113 (370 amino acids)
Molecular function (GO): pectate lyase activity
Source: RefSeq, a predicted model, not a curated record
AUGCGUCCUUCAGUGUCUAUCGCAAUCUCUCUUUUGGCGUUUGCUCUGAGAGCAUGUGCUGUUGGUGUGGUUGGCAGUCCAGAAGGCUUUGGUUCGGGCACCACGGGCGGAGGUAGCGCUACGCCAGCAUAUCCUUCGAGUACCACGGAGUUGGAGUCAUGGUUGGAGGAUGACGUUGCUAGAGUCAUUGUACUCAACAAGGAGUACAACUUCAAGGGUACCGAGGGAACCACUACGGCAACGGGCUGCAGACCCACCUCAAACACCUGCCCCGGAGCUGGCGGUCAGGAUGCCAUCAACGCUAAUGGAUGGUGCGGGAGUGCUCCUGCGGUCUCUGUGACCUACGACAACGCUGGAGUCACACCCAUCAACCUGGGCUCGAACAAGUCCCUCAUUGGCGUUGGAUCCGCAGGUGUCAUCCGUGGCAAGGGUCUUCGUAUCGCCAACGGAGCCAAGAACAUCAUCAUCCAGAACAUCCAUAUCACAGAACUCAACCCUCAGUACAUCUGGGGCGGUGACGCAAUCACUCUUGAUGGCUCUGAUCUGAUCUCCCUCGUUGGCCGCCAGAUGUUUGUGGCCGGCUACGAGGCAUCCAACAGGGUCUCACUGACGAACAAUGAGUUCGACGGCUCGACAUCUUGGAGCGCAACGUGCGACGGGCACCACUAUUGGACCAUCUUGCUGCUCGGGUCCAGCGAUCUAAUCACCAUGAAAGGCAACUACAUCCACCACACGUCCGGCAGAGGUCCCAAGGUCGGAGGCAACACGCUCAUCCAUGCAGUAAACAACGAAUGGUACGCCGUCUCCGGGCACGCGUUCGACAUGGGCGAGUCGGGCGCCAUGGCCGUGGCCGAGGGCAACGUCUUCCAGAACGUCGUCACGCCGCUGCUCUCGCCCGUCGAGGGCCGCAUCUUCACGGCGCCCAGCACGAGCGCCAACGCCGUGUGCUCGACCUACCUCGGCCACACGUGCGUGGUCAACGCCUUCGGCAGCAGCGGCACCUUCACGAGUUCCUCCGACACCAGCUUCCUGUCCAACUUCAACGGGAAGACGGUUGCUAGCGCCAGCACGGCGGCGUACAAGGACAGCACCGCUGGUAUUGGGAAGAUCUGA